Messenger RNA from Setaria italica (foxtail millet), 1091 nucleotides. RefSeq names its product CASP-like protein 2U1. Lineage: Eukaryota; Viridiplantae; Streptophyta; Magnoliopsida; Poales; Poaceae. Bases 225 to 827 code for a protein of 200 amino acids. The record is from RefSeq and is a predicted model, not a curated record. The transcript has a single exon.
UACCGGACGAGACACGGAAGCUACUGCCGCCACGCACAGACGACAUAGGAGGGAGGAUCUUCCCCACACUCGCACUCGCACAAGCUUUACUAUUUUCUUUUCCGCUAUAAGAAUGGCCACCCAUCACUCCCGCGAACCUCCACUCAGUCUCUCACUAGAUCUCUCUCUCUCUCUAACCUCUGAUUGAGCAUCUCUCUGGUUGCUCUGCACGGCCGGCCACCGCCAUGGCGGGUGCCGUAGCGGAGCGGAAGGUGAAGGUGGCGGAGGUGUCUCUGCGUGCGCUCCUCUGCUUGCUGUCCGCGCUGGCGGCGGCGCUGGUGGCCACCGACAGCCAGACCCGGACCUUCUUCUCCUUCCAGAAGAGGGCCACCUUCAGGGACAUGAAGGCUAUGGUGCUCCUCGUGGCCGUCGCCGCCGCGGCCGCGGGGUACAGCCUGCUGCAGGUCGCGCGGUGCUGCGUAACCGCAGCCCAGCGCGCCGGCGGCGGCGGCACGCUGACGAGCCGAGCCCUGGCCUGGUGUGUCUUCUCGUGCGACCAGGCGCUGGCGUACGCGGUGCUGGCGGCGGUCGCGGCGGCGCUACAGGCCUCCGUCAUCGCCAAGAGGGGACAGCCCGAGCUGCAGUGGAUGGGGAUCUGCAGCAUGUACGGCGCCUUCUGCAGGCAGGCCGGAGGGGGCAUCGCCAGCGCCGUCGCGGCCGCCGUCGCCGCCGUCCUGCUCGCGUUCCUGUCCGCCUUCAACCUCUUCAGGCUCUACGGCCAUAAUAAGACAGCCGGCGGCGGGGCCGCCCGGAACGGCGGCGGCGGUGGCGGUGGCGCGACGUGGUAGAGCUUCGUGUUAGCGGGUCGGCUUUCACUGCUCCGUUCGACACGGUGCCGCGUGCUUCCCUUGCAAUGCAAACAUUGUAGGGACAGCCGUGCACUCGAGCUCUGCUAGCUUCUCUCCACGAGUAGUACCACUGCAAGAUAUAGCUGUACGCAGCUAAUCAAGAAACAGCUUUAAAAUACUGUCCAUGAAUCUUUAGGAUGUGAUAUAUCUUUCGUGUUGCAACGAAUUUUCCCGUUCCUGAUCAGAUGGAUCAACUGAUUCAUG